GCUUUGCUUGCUGGGAGGGGGAGGGGGAGGGGGAAGGGCUCAAGAUGGCCGCGCCCGCGGUUCAGAGCGAAGCAGAGAAAAUACACGUAAACUCCAGAGAGAGUGAGGAUGAAGAGGAAGCGGCCCCACAAGAAGAGGAUGAUUCGGACACAGAGGAACCUAAGGAGCCCAGGAUAAGAGAGACUCCAGAAGACCUGAUUUUCGAGGCCACUGUCAAUACCGUCGCUUUCCACCCCAACCGGGAUCUGAUUGCAGCGGGGGAUCUGGAUGGAGAUGUAUACGUUGUCUCCUAUUCGUGUGUGGAGGGCGGAAACCAGGAGUUGUGGUCCUCGGGGCAUCAUCUGAAAUCCUGUCGGAAGCUAGAUUUUUCCAGCGAUGGGCAGCAACUUUUCACCGUUUCCAAGGACAAGUCUAUUCACAUUCACAAUGUUGAAGGGGGCAAAUUGGUAACGAGGAUUCCAAAAGCUCACAGUGCUGCGAUUAACAGCCUGCUGCUGAUCGAUGAGAACAUGUUUGCCACGGGGGAUGAUGUGGGGAUGCUGAAGGUGUGGGACCUGCGCAGGGGCAGCUCCUUCAUGGAAAUGAAGAACCACCACGACUACAUCACCGACAUCACCAUCGACUCCGACAAAAAAAUCCUGGUCACAACGAGUGGUGAUGGCACGAUGUGCGCCUUUAAUAUUAAACAGCGACGUUUUAUCGUGCAGUCAGAAUGUCAGGAAGCCGAUCUCACGUCGGUGGCUCUGAUGAAGUACGGCACCAAGGUGGCCUGCAGCUCGAAUCAGGGGCUGAUCUACCUCUUCAACUGGGACGGAUUUGGAGCCACCAGCGAUCGGUUCGCGAUGCGCGGAGAAUCCAUCGACUGUAUCAUCCCCAUCACUGAAAACAUCCUGUGUGCGGCUUGCAUGGAUGGAGUUAUCAGGGCUGUGAAUAUCCUUCCGAAUCGGGUGAUCGGCAGUGUAGGCCAGCACCCCGGCGAGUCCAUUGAGCAGAUCGCAAAGUCCCACGAGGAGAACUUCCUGGCCAGCUGUGCCCACGACCAGAAGGUGAAAUUCUGGGACAUCUCAGACCUGCACGACAUGGUGGUCAGCGACUACAGGAAACGCAAGAAGCGAGGGCAGCUGAAGUCACUCAGCAAGAAAGCUUUCGGCAGCGGCCAGGACUUCUUCUCUGAUCUUGUGGAAAAGGAGGCGGAGGUGGACAAGGCAGAGCCGGAGGAAGCAAAGAGCGACAGCGACAGCGACUGACGCAAAGAGAACAGCAGGGACACUAUCGAGAGCAAGAGACACCCUUCAGCCCCACUCACUCUCCACCUUAAUUUCCCCACUGCCCUGAAAUCUUCCUUUUGUCCCAGUUCAACUAUGUUGCAUGUGUGUGGUGGGGAGGUGGGGGGGCAAGAGGCUGUAAUUCUUUUCGGUUACCGGGUGUCUGACACCUGCGGGAACGCACGACAGUGCUUAAAAGAGUAUCCAAAUCACUCAGCAUUGAGGCACGCGUGCUGUCUGUACGUGGGAAUUUCCCUGCGUCUGGAAUGGAAUGCUAACUCACUCUCUCCCCUGGAGGGGACGCCCCCUGCUUACCUGAUUCCGAAGAGAGUCAGCAGCUUCGACUUCACAUCUUUCCCCCCCUUUUACUGGGCUUUAAACAUUGGUUUCCAGAAUCUAUAUAAAGAUGUUACAAACGCAUUUUGAGCCUUGCUCGCUCCCGGCCGUGACAAGGGCUGGUUCCACGUCAGCAUCGCCUCUAGAUCUUUAGGGUACAAUUUAACGGGGGCCAUUUGCUGCUGUUAGUGCAACAACUGGGCUGUACCAGGCAGAUUGCUGCCGUGUAAGAGUGACCUCGGGGCACAGGAGGCCCCUCUGGUCGUCUGCAAAGGGUCGUUCAUUCCUGCACGAGUGGAGAGACUCACACAACUGGGACCCUUGGACCCACAAGGUUUGACAAGUCAAUGAACCGAAUUGCAGCAAUACCUACUCUCUGCACCAGGUGACACUGAGGGUUAGGUAUUAAAAGGAAGCGAGUAAAACUGAAUGGAGUUUCUAAUCCAGUUUAUACAAGAGAUCCAUUAAAGCUUGUCAAUCUCCUGGAA
Messenger RNA from Callorhinchus milii (elephant shark), 2089 nucleotides. It is a transcript of the gene wdr55, whose product is annotated as WD repeat domain 55. The record is from RefSeq and is a predicted model, not a curated record. NCBI's taxonomy places the organism in Eukaryota, Metazoa, Chordata, Chondrichthyes, Chimaeriformes, Callorhinchidae. Bases 45 to 1247 code for a protein of 400 amino acids. Gene Ontology annotation, molecular function: protein binding. The transcript is spliced from 9 exons.